GCAAACAUGUUUUCAAAGUCUGUGUCUUGGAACCUACAAAAGGCUCCAUGGAGAGAAUACCAGAAUCCAGGAGCCAAACCAGAGGGGAACAUGGAGCUUCUGUCUACCCCCCACAGCAUCGAGAUCAACAAUAUCACCUGUGACUCUUUCCGUAUCUCCUGGGCUAUGGAAGACAGUGACCUGGAGAGGGUCACCCAUUAUUUCAUUGACCUGAACAAGAAGGAAAAUAAGAAUUCCAACAAGUUCAAGCACCGAGUGAACUAUGCCAAGGAACACCUUGCCCAGCUGCAGGAGAAGGCUGAGCAGAUCGCUGGCCGCAUGCUUCGCUUCUCUGUGUUCUACCGCAACCAUCACAAGGACUACUUCCAGCAUGCCAGGACCCACUGUGGGAACGUACUGCAGCCUUACCUGAAGGACAACAGCGGCAGUCACGGCUCCCCCACCAGCGGCAUGCUGCACGGGGUCUUCUUCAGCUGCAACACGGAGUUCAACACAGGCCAGCCCCCCCAGGACUCCCCUUAUGGCCGCUGGCGCUUCCAGAUCCCUGCCCAGCGCCUCUUCAACCCCAGCACCAACCUCUACUUUGCGGACUUCUACUGUAUGUACACAGCCUACCACUAUGCCAUCCUGGUGCUGGCACCCAAAGGCUCCCUGGGGGACCGCUUCUGUCGUGACCGGCUGCCCCUCCUGGACAUUGCCUGCAACAAGUUCCUGACCUGCAGUGUGGAGGAUGGAGAGCUGAUCUUCCGUCAUGCUCAGGACCUCAUCCUGGAGAUCAUCUACACCGAGCCUGUCGACCUGUCCCUGGGCACCUUGGGAGAGAUCAGCGGGCACCAGCUCAUGAGCCUGUCCACUGCUGACGCCAAGAAAGAUCCCAGCUGCAAGACCUGCAACAUCAGUGUGGGCCGCUAGGGACUCCCGGGGAGCCGGGGGGCUGGGGAGAGAGGACAGGAGGGUGGGAUGUGAUGUGUGGCUUAGGUUUGGGGAGCUGGCUUUCUCUCCCCUCUCCCUGCUCCCUCCACUCUGUCCACUUCCCCCUGCCCCCACGUUGGAGACAACGGAAGGUCUUAGCAUGGCACAGUCCGGACCUGGUGGACCUGGAGAGGGGGCACUUCUCAGCAGAUGAUAACCUCCUUUUCUGUUUCCCUCUUCUGUUUUUUGACCUCAAGCAGGCCUCCCUGAGUCCUCAGGUAUCUCCCAGAGUCCUCCCUGCCUCUCGGGCCAAUGCCCAUGUGUAGCCUGGCCUCCAUGUAGAUGCAGAAAGCUGUGGAGUACCGCCUCCCUAGCCCCGCCCACCCCACUCAGGGCUACCCCAGACAGCCCCCUUCUCACUCAGCUGGGCCUGAGGGCUUUGACUCCUCCGGGCCAGGCCCCUCUCUCUAUAAAUAACCUCCUGCACUGCUGUCUUGCCCUGGCUGCCCCUGAUCCCCCCAGAGCCCAAUUCCCGCAUGGGAGCGCCGUCCAUCCCUUCUGUCACUGUCGCUGACCCACUUGAGAUGCCCUCCCACUCUCUGGAAAAGUACCCUCUCUCAUUUUCUAGUUUGGAGGGCUCGCUCUGGUCUCUUGAGGUAUUCCUUUCUUCUAUCCGGGGAUGAUAUAUUCCUCAGCAAAUCUCCCUCGCUCGCUCAGAGAGCACCGGGGUCUGCACAAAACAGCUGCUGGGGUCUAGGAGGGGGAAGGAGACCCCUGAGACCUGUUCCUCAGCCAGAAGUGGGCCACCUCAUGUCUUGAUGGACCUGACAGAGCGAGAAAACUGAGUGUGACCCACAGGGCCCUGGCACCCUGCCCAGCUGUGCACUUUGCUCGCUCACACGCCCGCCUGCCAGCCAUCCCGCCCGCUCUGCCUGAGAGUCAUGACUGUUCCGUGCCGCGUGUGAGCCAGAUCUUCUGCUCUCUAUCACGCCACCCCUUGCUCUCUGGGCUGAUCCCCUGGGGAGUUCCUGAUGAAUCCCCCCACCCCAGCUCCCUGUGUUUUCAUCUUGUUCUUAACGUUGUCUGGAUCAGGAGGGCGGGGAGGGUGGACUCCCUGACACAAGACAAGCAGGUGGAGAGAGAGUAGAGGGAGGGAUUGUCAUAGUAACAUUUUCCGAGGUGAUAGAAAUGAUACACGGGCAGCUGGACUUCUGUGAAGGACAGAGGAGCUGGCAGACCCACAGGGCCACACCUCUGAGGGACCGGUGAAUGGCUGGUUACCAGAGACAGGGCUGGUAGACAUUCAGGCACCUCAUGGGAUGGGCCAAGAGAUCUGGGAUCCUGGGAACUGUGUGGAGAAGAGGAUUCGACGGCCCCCCUCCCCAGGCCCUUCCCCUCUGCUGACAGCACUGUUGUGGUCGUGGCCUGCUGCCUUGUCUUCUGUCCCUGGGUGGGGCACACCCUUCUGUACUGUGCUUGCUAUAAGCAUCAAUAAACCACAAUGGCCCAAGGGC
Messenger RNA from Mus pahari (shrew mouse), 2426 nucleotides. It is a transcript of the gene Phyhip, whose product is annotated as phytanoyl-CoA 2-hydroxylase interacting protein. The transcript is spliced from 4 exons. The coding region runs from base 7 to 912 and encodes 301 amino acids. The record is from RefSeq and is a predicted model, not a curated record. Gene Ontology annotation, cellular component: cytoplasm. NCBI's taxonomy places the organism in Eukaryota, Metazoa, Chordata, Mammalia, Rodentia, Muridae.